Molecule: messenger RNA, 513 nt
Organism: Planococcus citri (citrus mealybug)
Lineage: Eukaryota; Metazoa; Arthropoda; Insecta; Hemiptera; Pseudococcidae
Exons: 1
Coding region: 1-513 (170 amino acids)
Source: RefSeq, a predicted model, not a curated record
AUGGCUCUGUAUCAAGGUGGUAAAGCUAAGGGAGUGACCAUGGAAAACCUCCCCCCUGAUGGCACUAGUAACUCCGGCAAUUCUGGUAACAACUCCAGUAACUCUGGUAAUAAGGCUGGUAACAACGGAAACAAGUCCCCAAAGCCGAACAAAGGUUCUGCAAAAGGCGAUCCUCGGGGGCCAAACUCGACAAAGGAGCAAAAUUCGAAUCCCAAACCUCCGGAGAAAACGCCUCCAGGGGCCAAACCAGUGGUACCAACAGCCGCCACGGUUCCGUCAGCAGCCCCAACGCCUAAACCUCUUCCGAAGUCGACCCCUCAGGGGGCACCAGUUAGCUCAAACACGGUCAGCUCAGAGACUAACUCAUCUGGAGCUGCUGAAUCUCAUAAGCCAAUUGAGACUAUGGAAACAGAGCACAACGUUACUCCCCAACCGUUCUCCUUCUCGGCGCCUUCCCAGGGGACACCCGAGUUCAACUUUCCGACUCCGACCCCCGAAAGCGGCGAAUUUUGA